Molecule: messenger RNA, 1999 nt
Organism: Austrofundulus limnaeus
Lineage: Eukaryota; Metazoa; Chordata; Actinopteri; Cyprinodontiformes; Rivulidae
Gene: smoc2
Product: SPARC related modular calcium binding 2
Exons: 13
Coding region: 253-1563 (436 amino acids)
Biological process (GO): extracellular matrix organization
Cellular component (GO): basement membrane
Molecular function (GO): protein binding; calcium ion binding; heparin binding
Source: RefSeq, a predicted model, not a curated record
GUUCUGCCAGAAAUCAGCAGCGCGUCUCCACAAACGGUUCAGAACCGAAACCUGAAAACUUUUCUGUCAAACAGAACUUUUUAUUUAUUUAUUUGGAUUUGAUUCUGUUGCUGCAGGACGCAGUUUGGAUUUUAACAUUUCUACCAGGACAGCUUCUUUUGUGUUUUUGUGCCAAAGUGAAAUCCGGUGAUUUAUUUUUAUUUUAAUUUUUUUGGGGACCGUGCGUAAUUUGGAGAGGUUGUCAUCAGAGCCAUGCGCGUGUGUCCGCUGCUGCUCCUCUGUCUGCUGUGCGCAGGACGCGCGCAGAAGUUCUCAGCUCUGACGUUCCUGCGGGUGGACCAGGACAAGGAGUGCAACAUGGAGUGCAGCGGAGCUCCUCGGAAGGCCCUGUGCGCCUCCGACGGCCGGACCUUCACGUCGCGCUGCGAGUUCCUGCGGGCCAAGUGCCGYGACCCCCAGCUGGAGGUCAACCGGGGACCGUGCAAAGAGACUUCCAGAUGUGUAGCAGAGAAGAAGUACACAGAGCAGCAGGCCAAGAGGCACGUCUUCGUGCCUGUAUGUAACCCCGACGGCACAUACAGCGAGGUUCAGUGCCACAGCUACACCGGCUACUGCUGGUGCGUGACGCCGAACGGACGGCCCAUCAGCGGCUCAGCUGUGGCCAAUAAAAAACCUCGAUGUCAAGGCUCAAGACACGAUAAAUUGACCACAAAAGCGCCGCGUAAAGAAGUCUCCUUGCAAAUCUUCUCCAUUCUGAAUGCAGAUGAGACGGUCACCGCCRUGGUUCCUCAGCCCGUCACAGAAGAGGAAGAAAUCACAUCCCAGUCCCCGUCUUUGUGGAUGGAACGGGAACGCAGCCGACAGAACAGAACCAGAGCAUCUCCCCCUUCGUGUGACCAGGAGCUUCAGACCGCCCUGGAGGACAAGCGGCUGCGCGGCACCGAUGCUGUGUUCGUACCAGACUGCGCCCACGGCGGACUCUACAAACCCGUCCAAUGCCACCCCUCCACCGGCUACUGCUGGUGUGUGCUGGUGGACACUGGGAGACCCAUACCAGGAACCUCAACCAGAUACGAACAGCCGAAAUGUGACGGUAACGCCAGAGCCUAUCCAGCCAAACCUAAGGACCAUUAUCGAAGCAGACAUCUCCAAGGCUGCCCCGGGGCAAAGAAAACAGAGUUCCUGACGAGCGUUCUUGACGCGCUGUCGACAGACAUGGUGCAUGCCGUCACAGAUCCGGCGUCUGCUGGAAGGAUUGUGGAGCCGGACCCCAGUCACACCCUGGAGGAGAGGGUGGUCCACUGGUACUUCGGUCAGCUGGACAAGAACGCCAGCGGGGACAUCGGGAAGGAAGAGAUCAAGCCUUUCAAACGCUUCCUGCGGAAGAAGUCCAAGCCGAAGAAGUGCGUGAAGAAGUUUGUGGAGUACUGCGACAUCAGCAACAACAAGGCGCUGUCUCUGCAGGAACUGAUGGGCUGCCUGGGCCUGACCAAAGAGGACGGGCCCAAACAAGGAGAAGACUUACCUCCCAGUAAGCUGAAUCCUUCCAAGAAGCAAGGUUAAAGCCGACGCCCCCUCUCGGCGUCACCCAUCGGCAACAAUGGAAACCAUAGUAUUUGCACUUUGUACUUUAAAAAAUGUAAAUUCACUUUGUAGAAAUGAGGUAUUUAAACGAAUUGCUGAAUCUGUGAAUGGUGUAGUUAGCAUUUUAUGUCCUGACAAAGAAAAAAAAAACACAUACAAUGUAUGUGUGCUUUGUGUGUCUGAAAAGUGUACCUUUAAAAGUUGUACAAGUUUUCAUGUUUGAUGCAGCGUUUCUGUGCCCCGGGCCACAGUUGGUCGUGUUAUUUUGUAUAGUUUGCUCCACAGCUACGUUAACUUAGACCCUCCUUUCUCUCAUGUGCUGAUUUCAUUGACUUUGUAAAGCAAGAAUGUAUCAAUCUUUAUGAAUAUGUCCUCAUAUAUCCAUCUGUAGUAGAAAUAAAGAACUCCACAUGUA